AUGAAGUUCACUGGAAUUGCUGCUUCUCUCGCUCUCGCUAGCACUGUCUCGGCCGCUGCCAUCCCGGCUGUCGAGACCACUGUCCAGUCCACCCUCACUCAGCUGACGGGUGUUCUUGGAAAGGUCGACAACGUCGCUGAUGGCCUUGUUAGCUGUGCCAGCACCGAUCUCACUGGCCUGAAGAACGAACUUUCCAGCAUCGAGGACAAGCUCACCCAGCUGCUUCCUUCCAGCAAGCGCGACCUCACCAACACCGUCGGAGGCGUCACUACCCCUGUGGUUGGAAUCGCUGGCGGAGCCGCCGGCACUGUUGGAGCUGCUGCUAGCGGAGCAGUGAACACCGUUGGAAAUGUCGUUGGCGGAGCCGUCAACACUGUCAAGGGUGUCGCUUCGCCCGUGGUUGAAACCGCUGGUGACGCUGUCAACACUGUCGAGAAUGCCGCCGCCCCCGUUGUCAACACUGUUGAGGGUGUCGCUUCUCCCGUUGUUGGCACCGUUGAAGGUGUCGCAUCGCCCGUGGUCAACGCGGCUGGUGGAGCCGUCGGCACUGUCAAGGGCACAGUCGGAGGUGUUGUCAAUGGCGCAGUUAGCGGUGGUGUUGGCACCAGUGGCGGUGUCGGUGCCAGUGUCGGCGUGAAGCGUGACGGCGAUGACCUUGCCGGCCUUUCCCAGACUAUCGUCGCCAGAAUCCAGAGCGGUGACCUGACCGCCACCGGCCUUGACAACAUCCUGGGCCUCCUCGUUCAGGACGGUCUUUCCGGCCUUCAGUCCGUCCUUGCUCUUCUGUAAGAGAUGAUGCAUUUUAACGCUUAUACCCACAACAUCUUGCUCAACGCCUAGAGACGUGUCAUGGAAGCCUUCGACUGGGAAACCUUAACGAAGUCAUGACUCGGUGGGAGGCCCAUGCUGUUGUACAUUCAAGGAUCUCUUCUUUGGCCUAGGAGAGCAGCCUCGGGAAACCGUGUGCAGUAUAUAGUACUUU
Aspergillus ibericus CBS 121593 is the source of this 982-nucleotide messenger RNA. RefSeq lists its product as uncharacterized. The transcript has 5 exons. The coding region runs from base 1 to 789 and encodes 262 amino acids. Lineage: Eukaryota; Fungi; Ascomycota; Eurotiomycetes; Eurotiales; Aspergillaceae. The record is from RefSeq and is a predicted model, not a curated record.